Xenopus laevis (African clawed frog) is the source of this 3490-nucleotide messenger RNA. It is a transcript of the gene tial1.L, whose product is annotated as TIA1 cytotoxic granule-associated RNA binding protein-like 1 L homeolog. Gene Ontology annotation, cellular component: nucleus; cytolytic granule; cytoplasm. Gene Ontology annotation, molecular function: nucleic acid binding; mRNA 3'-UTR binding; DNA binding. NCBI's taxonomy places the organism in Eukaryota, Metazoa, Chordata, Amphibia, Anura, Pipidae. The transcript has 12 exons. The coding region runs from base 79 to 1428 and encodes 449 amino acids. Gene Ontology annotation, biological process: regulation of cell population proliferation. The record is from RefSeq and is a predicted model, not a curated record.
GUGGUAAUUUGCGCGCAUGUUUCAGAGCUGAGUGAAGAAGUUGAAGGAGGGAUCGGUCGCGUAUACGGCGCUUGCGCAAUGAGCGGCUUCUCCCUGACUGGCUGCUGGCAGCUGCCGCCAUUUUGCUUUGAGCCGGACGGAGUUCGUCAAGAUUUGCUGUUCGCUCCAGUGCUGAGGCCGAGUCCCAGCCCGCCGCCUCCUCCUUGUCCUCUCACGCACUUUCCACGGGAGAACCCCGGGAGUCCCACAGGCUGUGAUAUGGAGGACGACGGACAGCCCCGGACUCUAUAUGUAGGCAACCUCUCUAGAGAUGUAACAGAAGUUUUGAUUCUUCAGCUGUUCAGCCAGAUUGGACCCUGUAAAAGCUGUAAAAUGAUUACUGAACAAACUGAUGGCAGAAGGGUAGGAGCAUCUGUUAGCUUCCCUGUGAUGCCCAACGCUAACAAUGAUCCAUAUUGCUUCGUGGAAUUUUAUGAACACAGAGAUGCAGCUGCUGCAUUAGCAGCCAUGAAUGGACGGAAAAUACUUGGAAAAGAAGUAAAGGUAAAUUGGGCUACAACACCAAGUAGCCAGAAAAAAGAUACUUCCAACCAUUUCCAUGUUUUUGUUGGAGAUCUAAGUCCAGAAAUUACCACAGAGGACAUUAAAUCUGCGUUUGCUCCAUUUGGUAAAAUAUCUGACGCUCGAGUUGUGAAGGACAUGGCGACUGGCAAAUCCAAAGGCUAUGGAUUCGUGUCCUUCUACAACAAACUGGAUGCAGAGAAUGCCAUUGUACAUAUGGGAGGACAGUGGUUAGGAGGAAGACAAAUCCGAACUAACUGGGCAACACGCAAACCUCCUGCACCCAAAAGCACACAAGAAAAUAACACAAAACAAUUACGGUUUGAAGAUGUUGUGAAUCAGUCGAGUUCUAAAAACUGCACGGUUUACUGUGGUGGAAUUGGGGCAGGUUUAUCCGAGCAACUCAUGCGUCAAACAUUUGGUGUAUUUGGACAGAUUUUGGAAAUCCGUGUGUUUCCAGAGAAGGGUUACUCUUUUAUUAGGUUCUCGACUCACGAUAGUGCUGCACAUGCAAUAGUGUCUGUGAACGGAACAACCAUAGAAGGGCACGUUGUAAAAUGUUACUGGGGCAAAGAGACACCGGACAUGACUAAGAACUUUCAGCAGGUGGAUUACAGUCAGUGGGGGCAGUGGAGUCAAAUGUAUGGGAGUCCCCAGCAAUAUGGACAAUAUGUGGCAAAUGGCUGGCAGGUGCCCUCCUAUGGCAUGUAUGGGCAAGCGUGGAAUCAGCAAAACUUUGGAGUGGAUCAACCUCAAUCAACAGCUUGGGUUGGUGGAUUCAGUGCCCAGCCGCCGCCUCAGGGUCAGGCCCCACCAGUAAUACCCAAUCCACCAGGCUAUGGCAUGGCCAGUUACCAAACACAGUGAAACAGGACUAUGUUACAGUGCUCAUCGGCUGAAUCAACAGAAAAUGACGUUAAAAAAAAAAAAUGAAAACAAACAAGACACACUUUGGCCUAAUAUUGGUGUGGAUUGGAUUGCACAGGUCAAAGAAGAAAUCCAUCAAAGAAAAAAAUAGUUUAUAAUAUUUAUUUGAAGCUGAAACUGUUCUAAGACCAUUCAGUUUUGGUGAGACACACAUCUGCCUUUUUAAAGGAAGCAUUUCCUCCCGUGUUUUUGUUCCGGACUGUUAAGGAUACAUUUUGUUUUUCCUCAUGUUAGCCUUCAACUUAAAGACCCGGCACAGUCGGGCAAACGCGGUAAUUAUGGGAGGCUCAAGGGACGAGGCUCAUCACAAUUUUUGAAGGUGUUCCUGAAUAAUGUGGAUCUCAUCUCCGUUUAGCUCUGUUUUCUUACAUACGUUCUGAGAAGAGAUGAAUCGGACUUCAUAGUUUUCAACAAAAACAAACAAAACAAAAAAACCCCAUAUGCUGAAAUUAAAUUUGGUUUGUACAUUUGUUUCUUAUACUCGUUCUUGCAGCAGUCCCUUAACGCUAUAGGGCAGUGUUUUGGGUAUGGGAAGCCCAUUAAUGAAUAGGUUGUCAAUGUUCGUGCUUCACGCUUUCUCCUAUCUCCCGGAGAUAGACCUUGCCGGGCCACUAAUCCUGAAGCUCAAGAGCUUACUAUCAUAAAGGGACAGUUUUAAAUAACCCUAAGCCAGGUAUGUAGAGUGCUUGCUGCCGAUUCAACUCUCUACAUGUCAGGCCUCUCCUAUUCAUAUUCCAGUCUCUUAUUCAAAUCAAUGCAUGGUUGCUAGGGAAAAAUUGAACCCUAGCGACCUGAUUGCUGAAAUUGCAAACUGGAAAGCUGCUGAAUAAAAAGCUAAAUGACUCAAAAAUCCAUAAAUAAUAAAAAAUGAAAACCAAUUGCAAAUUGUCUCAGAAUAUUACUCUCUGCCUCAUACAAAGUUAAUUUAAAGGUGAGCAUCCCCUUUAACAUCAAAUGGAGUUCUCAUAUAUACUGCAAAUAUCUGAUCUUUUCUUUGCUCCGUAUGACUUAGUAGAUGUCAUUAGAAUUCAAACGGAGAAUGCACAAAGUCUGAACAUGGGACAUUGCUGAUUAAAAAUACACUGCUGUGUCUGUCGGGCGCCCGCAGAUACGUGUCCCAAUACAGGGGUUCUGCUUACAUGUGGAGCAGGUGCACUUCCCCAUAUAAAAGCAGAAGAGAUUUAUUUGGGUGGACUUCUCCAUCUGAUCCCUUAUAAUAUUCAGGUGCAUAUAUUUGUCCGGAUGCUUCCAAAUCUUGUAAAGCGUAAAAGAGUUUGUCUGAACUGCUUUUAUGCUCGCAAGAGCGCUUUUUUUUUUUUUUUUUUAUUAUAAAAAAUUUUGUGUUUUUAAACUGAAGUGCUACUGGGUCAUGCCGGUGCCAUGCCUUCAAUGGCACGAAACCAAGUAGGGCCGAGACUUUGAUUGCAAUGGUGCAAAUGGGGUGAACGUGUGUGGGAGUGGCUACGAGGACAUAGCCCCGCCCAACCCGCUCAGACCUGCAGUUCAUUCUGGAACGAGCAACUCCUUUUUCCAAAACGGACGCCCGUGUUAAAACGUCCCAUGAAGCCUAUUUUGUAUAUAGAUAUUGUUAAACAAGUGUGUGUUUCACCAGCAUGCUCCGAAAUAGAAGUAGCCGUGUUUUGCGGUCUUCAUUUAAUGACUUCACCAACGAGAUGGUUGAGAUCGAUGUACAUGACCGAUGUGUUCCAAAGUUUAACCUCUUCAUUUUAAAGGGGUCCGUUUUACAAAAAAAAAAACUCAAGAAGAAGCCUUAAUUUCAGCGAUCUGAGCAUUUUCAAUGCGUCGUGCUUAUUUUCAUGUUUCCCUAUCCAUUCACCAAAUGUUUUGGUAUGUAAAUACCUUAUUUUGAGCUUAUUUUUGUUUUCCAGGUUGUAUAGUAUAUUGAUUUGGCUCAAAAAGAGAAAUCAUGUGUGUUUUCUUUCGCCUCUUCCCUCGAAUAUUUUUUUGUUUACCCAACUGUCAAUAAAACUUUUAAAGUAAA